UCCAACGCUGCACAUCGCCCGCCAACUCGAGAUCGCCGUCCCCGGAAGAGCCGCCAACAAGUCGAAGAAGUUCGUCCGCUGUAAAUUUUUUGUGGGGUUGCCAUCUUUUGUGUUUUGGGUUUUUUCAAAAUCUGCGUCAAAAGCAAUACAAUGCGAAAUGUACCGCCAAUGUCGAGCAGUGGCGGCGGCAAGUGGUUCAGUUUGGUCGUAUUAGCCUGUUGCUUGGAGGCGGCGAUUUUUGCCGUGGCCGCCGAAGAUUUGCCAUCGAUAACCGCCCAAAGUGAACCCGAACUCGAAAAUGCACAGCAACUUGAAAUGUCGAAGAGGGGAUGGGAUAAGGAAUUGAAAAUAUGGGGUAAAAGGGCCUGGACCAGCCUUCAUGGGGGGUGGGGGGCCAAAAGGAGCGCCCCCUCAACAUGGGAGGACCAAAUGGUUUACAACUCACAGCCUAUUGCCGAAAAACGCGCCUGGCAGAGAUUGCAGAGCGGGUGGGGAAAGAGAUUUUCCCCGGACGACGAAAUGGCGAUAAAUCAGCUAGCUUCAAUGCUCGAACGAGAUCAACAGAUGGAACAGCCCUACACUGAGUACGGUCCUGAAGGGCACAUGAAUUUAAAUAACGACGAUAAGAGGGGGUGGGGUGAGUUUCACGAUGGAUGGGGGAAAAGAAGCAACAACUGGAACAAAAUGAGAGGUGUAUGGGGUAAACGUGAUCCAGCCUGGUCAAACCUCAAAGGUCUCUGGGGCAAAAGAAGCAUGCCCAACGAGAUUUCAAAGUAAUUCACAAAAAUUCUCAAUUAUAUUUAAAAAAACUAAAAUAAUUCCUUAAGGGCACAUUCUCCAAUUAACUUUCUACUAAUGUACGCCCCUUAAAGAAUUAUUUUU
Brassicogethes aeneus is the source of this 882-nucleotide messenger RNA. NCBI's taxonomy places the organism in Eukaryota, Metazoa, Arthropoda, Insecta, Coleoptera, Nitidulidae. The record is from the annotation of a GenBank genome assembly.